AUGCCUCCAGGUGGCCUUUUCUCGCUCCGGCAGACAGAAGAACGUGUUCGUCAGGAUGAGGCGGUGUUCUGCGCAGGUGCGGGGCAGCAGCAGGCCAUUGUCGUUGGAGCCGCGGAGACCGUGGGGGCCCAGCACUCCUCUCCAGGCAGUAUGGUCUGUGCCGACGCGGGCGUUGAAGUCGCCAAGGACACAGUGGAUCAAGCACACACACACACACACACACACACACACACACACACACACACACACACACACACACACACACACACACACACACACGGAUGACGCAAGAGUGCUCCCUUCAACCACGAUACGUGACAGUUGUCUCCCUACCGGUACUCAGGGCUGUCCAGGGAGGCGGAACCGUUUUGAUUUCUAUGGUGGGCAGAGAGAGGGAGAGGACGUAACAAAUGGUUAACGUUGGUGGGUUCCAUCACAUUGGGUCAAUGUCAGCAGGUCAGGCGCGGUUCUUGAUGCGCCUGCAGCCGGCUGUUAAAUCCUGCAUUAGCAGCUGAUCGUUGACUCUACUUGCGCGGGUCCACCACACAUUCGGGGAGGGGGGGGGGGACGGGCUUUAGGCCAUCGCCAGCGCUAAUCGCAGCAGUAGCCGCACGGCAUCGCGGUCGCUCCGUAAACACAUUUUGCGCGCUCCUGAUGCUGCGGUCUGUAGGUCGUGUGAGGUCAGCCGCCAGGGCGGAGUCGACGCCGAGGCGAGGGGGCAGGUGGGUGGGGACAGUGGUGGCUUUGACGAAUGCGCCUCGCCACCUGACAUGCACUGCCGUCCACCAGGCUCCUUGUGUGCUGAUCCUCCUGGCCAGACAACCCUGCACAAACACUGCUGUGGUGGUUAUGUGCUUUGUGUCUAAGUUUAUUUGCAUUCCCCAACAGUAAAUCCAGGCUAAUAUGACCCUUAAAAGGGCAUUACCUCUAUAGGCAGGAGGCAGUUUACUGUGGAAGAAGAUAGUUUUAAUCAGUCUUCUGUAUAUCGUGUUACGAAUUCAGGCCGUAAAUGUUACAUAGCGACUAAUAACUAAUUCCCUUAAGUGAAUUUUAUCCAGCCCAUAACGCAGACCGUACACCUGUAUUGAAAAGUCUGCAUCUAAAGAAAUUUGAGUAGAAAUAGACCAGCUCUUUGAGAACCAAAUAAAACUUGUUGCAAAAAUUUCUGAGACUGGUUGCGCAACUCUUCGUCAGACUUAUGGGGCCGGCCAAACUCAGAUUCGUUUUGAAGAAAGAGACACGAUCUUUGGGGCACGAGCUCUAUUAGCCUGACGUUUCGGAUUCCUGCUCGAACCCAUCAUCAGGAGAAAGUCUCGAAAAUUUUGACUAUAGAGAUUGUUUUGUUUGCACGGAACCUCGCCUAUUUCUAACAUAUAUACAUUGCUAGUUGAAGCGAGAAUGCGCGUAAUAACCGAACACAGAUAAGUGGGCGAGGCGAUCAGAACCAUGAAUAUAUAUAUAUAUAUAUAUAUAUAUAUAUAUAUAUAUAUAGGCAGAAUGGUAUUGCCGACAAAGACAAGGGAGACUGGAAUGGCCAUUUCUGGCUUAUAAGCCGUCGUCAGCCAGCCAUACCCAAGCCCGAAGUGUGGAACACCCGAGCCUCGAACUCGCGACCUGUUGGUUUAGAAGUCAACGCCUCUACUCAUCGGGCCACGAGCCCGUUGCCUUGUCGGUUUUCGAUCGGGAAUAUACAGUGUUAGGGUGCGCUCACCGAUCGUUCAUACGGAACUCACUCGUUCCGUUGUGCCUUACGGGCUCUCUCUCGAGCCCAACCAGCAGCCGCACAGCGGCGCAUGAUAUAUAGGCAGAAUGAUAUUACCGACAAAGACAAGGGAGACCGGAAUGGCAAUUUCUGGCUUAUUAGCCGUCGUCAGCCAGCCAUACCCAAGCCCAAAGUGUGGAACACCCGAGCCUCGAACUCGCGACCUGUUGGUUUAGAAGUCCACGCCUCUAUCCACCGCCAGAAAUGGCCAUUCCAGUCUCCCUUGUCUUUGUCGGUAAUGCCAUUCUGCCUAUGUAUCAUGCGCCGCUGUGCGGCUGCUGGUUGGGCUCGAGAGAGGGCCCUUAAGGCACAACGGAACGAGUGAGUUCCGUAUGAACGAUCGGUGAGCGCCCCCUACCACCAUAUAUAUAUAUAUAUAUAUAUAUGGAUUUCAUGCUACUCGUAGUACUACUUGUUUGUAGAAUGGGCAUUAUGUGGUUAUUCCAUAGUAGUUGAUUGUCUUCGACUCAAAUGUUCAUUGAAAUUUCGGUUCUGACCCUAAAAAGUCAUGUCCCGGAGAUUUAACUCCAAGUCCUGCACUGAGUAAUUUCUGAAAUUAUUCGCGUGAUAUCUGGGCUUUUAACAAGUAUCUAUGUCGGGAGUACGGUAUAAUACAUGCAUAUAUAUAUAUAUGCUGUAUCAAUCUACCCGCAUUCUCUGUCGUCCCUCCUCGCUGCUAUUAUGACUUGGCCGACUUCAACCUGGUAAUUGGUUGCCUGUUCGUGACCUUUGCCACACAUACGGAGCUUGCUUGCUUUGUGAAACCAAUAGAUCGGUGUGCGCCCAUUCCUGAUUGAUAAAUACCCGAUCUGCAGCGACAGAGAAUGACAGGUGGCGAGGCACUGAUGAACUUCGGUUCGAUGAAGUGCUUAUGACCCAUCUGGUAGGCCUCAGUGGCGGACCGACUGCGCCAGGUGCGUCUGUGCGCAUGUUUGUGUUUCUGGUCGCAGCUGCUGGUGGUCAGGGUUAUGAUUGGCUGAAUGAAGGCAGAAUAAGCCCGAAACAGUGCUGUAUCAAUCUACCCGCAUUCUCUGUCGUCUCGCUGCUAUUAUGACUUGGCCGACUUCGGCCUGGUAAUUGGUUGCCUCUUCGUGACCUUUGCCACACAUACAGAGCUUGUUUGCUUUGUGAAGCCAAUAGAUCGGUGUGCGCCCAUUCCUGAUUGAUAUAUAUAUAUAUAUAUAUAUAUAUAUAUAUAUUGAAGAAGAUGGUAAGGCGAGCUCUGGGGAUGAUGAUUUAUUCAUCUGACUGCGUCAACUGCCUAGACUGUCAGGCCAACUAUUGCGGCAUGACAAACAAACGACUUAAAACGCGCAUACAUGAGCACACCUUAGCCGUCAAGCGGAAAGAUGCGCGCUCACACGUCGCCAUGCACAGUCUGGAAAAUGACCACCGGUUUGACUUUGACGGCGCCCAAGUGCUCGGCCGAGCGGAAAACAGACUGGCGCGAGAAAUAAUCGAGGCCUGGAAAACAGACACCAACUCCAUCAACCGCUGCGUCGAACUACCGGCACCAUACGAGGCCGCCAAACACCACCUACGCACCAGGGGAGGCCCAAUGAGGAUAGAAGUUGACGGCCCUAUCAGGCGAGAGCGAGAGGGACCUAUUUAAACCGUGUAAUUUUCUAAUAUUUCCUAUCUCCGAUGAUGCGCUCGAGUAUGAGUGUGAAACGUCAGAUGAAUAAAUCAUCAUCCCCAGAGCUCGCCUUACCAUCUUCUUCAAUUUCAACACCUGGGGUCAGCAUUUUCGCCUACAUCCAUAUAUAUAUAUAUAUAUAUAUAUAUAUUCAGGUGAAUAAUUUCAGAAAUUAAUCAGUGCAGGACUUGGAGUUAAAUCUCCGGGACAUGACUUUUUAGGGCCAGAACCGAAAUUUCAAUGAACAUUUGAGUCGAAGACAAUCAACUACUGUGGAAUAACCACGUAAUGCCCAUUCUACAAACAAGUAGUACUACGAGUUGAAGUCAAAGGCGUUCCUUGGGAAGAAGGAAGUCUAUUGAGUAAAUUUUCGACACCGGUUCCCCAGGUCGGCGUCAGACACAGACUGAGAGCAAAUGUACCGACAACAGUUAAAAUCUGGCAACGCACUUGAAAAAUCGAUAAUCGUUGGCGUUUGCACCCGUUAGCGGCCGCUAUUUGCGUCAUUCUGUCCUUAUUGGCUCUCGUCUCUGUAAUUUCGCCUUGAGACUUUUGUACGCGGCGUCCACCUCGAUAUGACCGUUGAUGCACGACUCAUCCGAGUGCAUGGCCUCAAGGAACUCUCGGCCUUUCUUCAAGCGGCAGGCACCGACAAUAUGUGUUCCGUCCCAAGCAAACGUAUGCCCCGUGGCCAGGGUAUGCAUGGUUAUUUGAGACAGGGGGCCUCGCCUCUUUACUGAAAGUUGGUGUUCGUGAAUGCUCGUAGAGGCGGAUUUUUCUGUUUGUCCACAAUAAACUGCAUUACAGGGCCUCCCAUGGGAUCUUGUGGACGACUUCCUUUCUAUCCAAAUAGCCGAACCUAUCCUUAGGGCGUACUUCCUGAGUACGUAGUGUUGUCGUUGGUCUGUGUGACACCAGAAUUUGGUCCCUCUUUAGGUGCCUUUCCAUGAGUUCAGACACGUUUUUGAUGCAAGGGAGAGUUCGCCAUGUAUUUGGCUUGGGUGCCUCACUGGAAGUUCGUUGCUCCCUUUCUUUUGACUCUUUUUGUCUCGUGCAUCGGCGCACAAAAUCAUUGGAGUACCCAUUUCGGGAAAAUGAUUCACACGAGUAACUUAACUGGUCUCGGUAGCCUUCUUCCUCCGAGCAGUGUGUUUUUGCCCGAUUAAGCAGACUGUGGACCGUACUCCGUUUGUGGGAAAUGGGGUAGUUGCUCUUGUGGUGUAGAAUGACUUCCGCAUAGGUUUCUUUGCGGCAAACCGAUGUGGGCAAUGCUUCGUCGGUCUUCCGCUACACGAGUACAUCCAAAAAUGGGAGUUUUUUUGUCAACUCCAUUCUCGAGUGUGAAUUUAAUCCCCGGCAUUGUUGGGUUGAUAGUGUUUUGGAGCGAUUCCAGUUGAUCCUUUUUAACGAUUACAAAUGUCGUUUUUUAAUUUCCUCAGAAACUAUCUAAGGAAUUUGGAGUAGAUCAAUUUAUUCAAGGUCUAUAGGCUCAGACCGAGAAUUUCAUAAAUGAGUAUUGGGGCCAAAGACCAUCAGCCACAGCGGGUAACUGCGUAAUAUACAUUACUGCCGACAGGCAGCUAGCAGUAUGCUCUGGGGCAAGGUGAUACCAUACUAAUAGCAAUGGGCUUUUAGAUAGUACCUAUGCUAUUAGUAUGGUACCACCUUACUCUAAAGAUUAUAAAUGUGUCGUCCACGUAUCGCAGCCACAAUUAACGGUUAACUAACGGAAGAGCCAUGGCCUGCAGUUUCUGAAUUGUGAUCUUGGCGAGGAAGCCUGAGAUAAGUGACCCCAUUGGGACUCCUUCCAGGUGUUGUCAGUACUACUGGUCGAACGAAAAAUUAGUCUCCCUACAUAGGUCUAAGAGUUCGUGCUUACAGUCGUGUUUCGGAGAUGGCUCCGCUGCGAUUUUGGACAAAGCAGGCUAUAAUGUAAAAGCAUGCUUGAUGCGUACAUAACUGAUGCCCGUUGUCGACUCCGAAAAUUCCAAGAUUCUAAGGAGCAACACAUGCAGUUUUGCCGAAACCAGCUUCCAUUUGAUUGGUUUGAAUCUCUGAUCGAAACCAUCAUCUGUGCCUCACAACUCGAACGACAAAAGAAAAGGAGUAUUUUAGACAAAAAGUGGACGACCAUUUCUCAAAAAAACUGAUGCAAACCAGAAGUGCCCAGCGAAGGUCGUAAACCUGUCCUCGAGAAUUCUGACAUAAUCGGAAGAGAAUGUGCUUUCUAAAGGCAUGGGCUUUUAGUUAGUACCUAUUCUUGGCUUACUGUAUAAUACGGUUGUUAGAAACCAGUUGUAUUGUCCUGACGUCUCAAAAAUAAACGAGCUUCCAUCGUCUGAGGCGAGUGUGGUUUUGCGCCUCACAGUACUUCUAGGUGGGUGACGGUCCUCUUAAGACGGGUUUGCGUAUGCAGUCAGGGCGGUCGGGAGGAUGGAGUAGCGAAGGGAGGGAUGAGGGGGUGGUGUACUUACAUUAGUGAUCAUUCGCAUGCAUGCUUGGACUGUUGCGGACGGGGGAGGGAGGGGGACGGAAUGUACUCAAUCUACGUCGGGGGCCGACGCUAAGACGAUGGGGGCCGUCGUUUUUAGAUGCCCGUUGGGUUUUCGAUGAACGAAAACGUCAAGGAACGGCACUUAGUUGGUGACUUGCGUCUCCAUUGAGGACUGGGUGUCAGGGAAAGCAGAGUUUAGGACAUCACUGAAUUCUUGGACCAUUUCCCGCUUAAUGAUAACGAAGGUAUCAUCGACACAUCGAGUCAACAAGUUCGGCUUAUGAGUUGCAAAACUAGGGUCUCUACUUUUUGCAGAACCGCCUCUGCGAUGAAGCCCGAGAGCUGCGAUCCCAUUGGCGUCCCCUUGACCUGCUCGUAUGUUCUACUUUCGAAGGUGAAGCACGUCUUCAGACAGAAUUUUAACAGUUGGACGAAAUAUCCCCAUUUUAGGUCACGCCCGUCUCGUCGUCUCGGGCAGCUUGCUCACCGUUUCUACUCGCGGAAUCGAAGUGAAGAGAGAAAUGAUUUCGUAUGACACCAUGACCUUGUCAUCGGUCAGGAACAGAGUCGCCGAAGAGACCGUCGCGGCCGCGUUCGAGGUGAGAGACCCCAGGUUCCGGGACAAUCACUUAGCCCAAUUAAACGUUGAUGCGCCGCACAAUGACACGAUUGGCUGGGGAGGUACCCCAGCUUUGUGUAGUUUUGGUAUUCCGUAAAACCUUGGUGCGGCUGCGUAUUUUGAUUUAAUGGCCAGUCGUGCCGAUUUACUUAUUAAUUUCUUUGUCUGCAUGUCGGCGAGUGUUUUGUCCUGCUUCCUCGUCGGUUCACCAUCACAUUGCCAGGCCUGGGCGACAGCUAAGGUUAAUGAAGUUACAAACGACGGCCCCCAUCGUCUCAGCGUCGGCCCCCGAUGUAGAUUGAGUACAUUCCGUCCCCGGUCCCUCCCCCGCCCGCCACAGCCCCAGUGUGCAUGCGUAUGAUAAUCACUAAUGUUAGUACACCACCCCCCUCAUCCCUCCCUUCCCUACCCCUUCCUCCCGGCCUCCCUGACUGCAUACGUAAACCCGUCUUAACAGGACCGUCACCCACCUAGAAAUACUGUGAGGCGCGCUACCACACUCGCCUCAGACGAUGGAAGCUCGUUUGUUUUUAAGCACCAGGACAAUACGACCAUGGUUCCCGGACUGGCCUCUUAUUCUCUCUUAUAUCCGGGGACUCGAGUCUUCGGUUCUAUUAGAAAUAUAUAUAUAUAUAUAUGAAUUUGAAAACAAGCAUCACAAGAAUCAUAAUUCGGAAAAUAUAAGCUCUGUGGGAAAGAUAAAAACUUUAUUGUAAAUAUUCGACCCCGAUUCCCCAAAUCGUCCUCAGAGGUGUAGUAAUUGUGCAAAACAGUUCAUAUUUAAACGUUCCUAAGAAUCAAUUUUGUCCUGCCACUUCUGCUGGCGUAAUGUUCUGAUUGACCAAUGCCUUUUCCAUUUUUCCUUGAUGUUGUUGUACACACCAUCCAAUUACACGUGUCGAUUGAUGCAUGAGUUAUCAGAAUUGACGGCCUCUAAAAAUUCGCAGGCUUUUUUAUAUGAGCAGACACCUACAAUGCGAGUUUUGACAUAGGCAAAUUUGUGUCCAGUUUCCAGCGUAUGUAUGGCAAAUUGAGACAAGUGAUCUCGCCUUUUUACGUCCAGUUGAUGUUCGUGUGUUCGUGUAGAGGCCAAUUUCCCACUUUGACCACAGUAAACCGCAUUAUAGGUGUUGCAUGGUAUCUUAUAGACAACUUCCUUCUUAUCUAAAUAGCCAACGCUAUCCUUUGGGUGUACAAGCUAGUUACGAGGUGUAGUCAUUGGCUUGUGCGCCACAUGUAUUUGGUGCUGCCUCAGGUGGCUUUCAACUAUUUCGGACGCAUCCUUAAUGUACGGAAGUGUUCGCCAGUUUUUUGGUUUGGGCGCCUGAUCAGAACAAUCUAGUUCUUUGUCUUUUUCUUUUAACUUUUGUCGUCCCAUGCAUCGGUGUACAGAAUAUCUAGGAUAUCCAUUCGGGGAAAAGAGAUUGAACAAAUAAUUCAGUUUCGUUUGAUAGGUUUUGUUGUCAGAGCGGCGAGUUCUCGCUCGGUUCAGGAGGCCUUUCAUGGCACCCAGUUUGUGAGAGCUCAGGUGAUCGCUCUCGUAAUAAAAAAAAUUUCAGCGUAGGUUCCCUUGCGGUAAACCGAAGUGUGAAAUGUCCCGUCAAACACCUGAGGAAACACCAAAUACAUGUUGCGCACAAGCCAAUGACUACACCUCGUAACUAGCUUGUACACCUAAAGGAUAGCGUUGGCUAUUUAGAUAAGAAGGAAGUCGUCUAUAAGUUACCAUGCAACAUCUAUAAUGCGGUUUACUGUGGUCAAAGUGGUAAAUUGGCCUCCACACGAACACACGAUAGUUCGAUCGUCGCAUCCGACGAUGCUCACCGCAUGCCCCACAGCAGAUGGUGGGAGCACAGAUGGUGACUUGCGCAGGGGUUCAUAGUGCCAGUAGACUUGUGCUGCAUUUACCACACUCUCUCCACCUCCCCGCCCGAGUCCGGCGUCAAGACAGAGUCAAGAAGACCGGAGACGAGGGAGGCCGCAGGUGGAUGGCUUGGACGGAUCCUCGUCUUGGCGCUCCACUCCGCACCCUCUGGUCCACUCAACAAACAACCAGGACUUUGACCGCCAAAUUAAUGGGGUGAUGGCAAAGGUCCAGUCGUGCGACGACUGCCGACAGCAGGGUCUGCCAGCGCACCCCUUAAGUGCUGGCAAUUGUUACUGCUCACAGAUAACGCCUGCCAGAGUCCGAUGUGGCCACCGUGUUGGUCCAGCGCCUCUACCACGUGGCUCGUUUGAGGGACACACACACACACACACAACUGGGCAGACUGCGGGGACUGAGUUGGGAUGUCAGUCGGCUGACUUCCGAGUCCCAACGCUCGACGCACCGUCUUCACCUCAGAUUUCGAUCACACAUGCAGCAAGGGAGCCGUGUGUUGAAGGGGCCGAGGUGCACGUGGGUGGCAGCUGGGUGCUUGCGGUGGGUGACGUUGAUAUGCGGUGAGAUGUUAGUGAGGGAGGAUAUGAUGGUGUUGUGCAGCCGGCGGUUGUCUACUGCAGGUUUUCGUGGACGCGCAUGUGGCCUAUAGGCCCAUGCUGGGCACGAAUUUUUGAGAGCAGUGUGGACAGUGGAUGCGGAUGCUGCGACUGUAGGCUGGUGCUCCAGGAACUGGUUCGUCAGCCUCUGUGCAAUGGAUUCGUGAGUGACCGACAGGCCGACGCGUGAACUGACUGUACGAGAGCAGUGUAGAAAUGGGAAGUCGGUGGUGUCAGUAUCAGUUCCGAUGAUGAUGAUGACGACGACGACGACGACGACGAUGAUGAUGAUGACGACGACGAUGAUGAUGAUAAUGAUGAUGAUGAUGAUGACGACGACGACGACGACGACGACGAUGAUGAUGAUGAUGAUGAUGAUGAUGAUGAUGAUGAUGAUGAUGAUGAUGAUGAUGAUGAUGAUGAUGAUGAUGAUGAUGAUGAUGAUGAUGAUGAUGAUGAUGAUGAUGAUGAUGAUGAUGAUGAUGAUGGCGGUGGUGGAGGUGGUGGCGGUAGUAGUGGUGGGUUUGGCUGAGCAUAAUGGGUGUGCAGGAUGUACUGAGUGAGAUAGGGUUGGUGGCAGUGGGCGUGCUGGGCGGCGAAGUGUGAGCGAGGCUAGGCCAGGUGGGCUUGCUGGAGGUGUCGAGACUGCGGCCAGUUCCGCUCUCGUGGAUACGCAUGUGGCCGAAUAGGCCCAUGUGGUGCAUGAAUGUGCGUGGACAGUGUGGGCAGUGGAGGCGAGUGCGGUGGCUGUAGGUUGGUGCUUCAGGCACUGGUUGGCCGGUCCCUGUGCGAUGGAUUGGAAAGUGGCCGACCAGGCUAUUGUGUGAGGUGAAGGUGCGGUCGCCAUGAGGACAUGUGUAGUCCUGGUCCUCACCUCUGGUGUCGCCCCAUCGCCGGCGUUGGUGUUUGUUGGUGUUUCAGGAUUGUGUGUAGUGCUGAUGGGCAUGACAGACUUCAUAGCGGCGGAAGUUGAGGCGGUGGAGGAGGAGGAGGAGGAGGAGGAGGAGGAGCAGGUGGAUAGAAAUGAUGGUUGGGAAGGGCGGCCGACGUUUGCUGACGGCGUGGGAGGCGAAUGA
Spirometra erinaceieuropaei is the source of this 10065-nucleotide messenger RNA. The record is from the annotation of a GenBank genome assembly. NCBI's taxonomy places the organism in Eukaryota, Metazoa, Platyhelminthes, Cestoda, Diphyllobothriidea, Diphyllobothriidae.